CUCGCGGAAAAAGCUGCUACCACUUUCCAGCAAUAUCGCUGAAACUCUCGGUUAGCUGACACUAAUACCGUCACUUUAAUACCCAACUUAUUCAGUCGGGAAUUUGUGCAAAUUGUGGACGUUUCGACACUAUCGAAUAUAUUACGUUUAAGUUGUAUUUCAAGAUUUAAGUGUUGAACAUAAGUGAAAAUUGUUUGAAAGUAGCAAUGGACUGAUAACAUUUACAAAGUUUUGUUUAAAAAGUUGUGGCAAAUAUUUGUCUAAGAUAAAUCGACAGCGGGCCGAUCAUUUUUGAUGAUGUAAUGACGGAAUUUAACACACGAUGCUGGACAUCACCGAAAUAAAGUUUGAUGAUUAUGAAACCACAACAUUUUAUACUGAACCACAGAAUUGUACGUCGAAUUGUGAAGAGGAUUUGAAUAAAACGUUUCCCACAAAUUCAACAUGGCCGGAUUACGAUUCCGUGUGUGCGGCAGUUCAAACAGGGGACUUUUUAACGUCACCUUUAUUUCAAUCGUGUGUUUAUUUGAUGUAUUGUACAGUUUUUAUUGUGGCGCUUUUGGGAAACGGACUAGUUUGUUUUGUAGUACAGACAUCACCCCGCAUGAAAACGGUUACGAAUUAUUUCAUAGUGAAUCUUGCUGUAGGUGAUAUAUUGAUGACACUGUUUUGCAUUCCGUUUUCUUUCGUAUCCAUGUUAGUACUAAGAUAUUGGCCGUUCGGUGCCGUAAUGUGUAAAGUGGUGAACUACUCUCAGGCGGUGUCAGUGCUAGUUAGUGCUUAUACGUUACUCGCCAUCUCUAUAGAUAGGUAUAUGGCAAUUAUGCGUCCAUUGCGACCGCGGCUUGGGAAAGCAGCCGCCAAAUUUGUGGUGGCAGUAGUAUGGGGUGGCGCUCUAGCGACUGCAGCACCAAUUCCCAUAGUGUCACAAGUGCAGCGACCCACGGAUUGGCAUCGGUUCUGCCAAGCAGAUAUUUGCCUCGAACAGUGGGAACGCGAGCAAAGCGAGCAGUACACAUGCGCGCUGCUUGCGCUUCAGUUCGUGCUGCCGCUAAGCGCUCUUGUAUGCACGUACGCGCGCAUAGCGCACGUCGUGUGGGGCGGCCGUCCACCUGGAGAGGCGCAAACUGUACGCGACUCACGCAUGCAACGUUCUAAAAGAAAGAUGAUAAAAAUGAUGGUGACCGUUGUUGCAGUCUUCACAGUCUGCUGGCUACCUCUCAACGUAUUCAUUGUGUUAUGGACUAUCCACGAGGACGAUGAGAGCUGGGCAGCGUGGCCUGGCAUGCCGUACGUGUGGUUCGCGAGCCACUGGCUGGCGAUGUCGCACUCGUGCUAUAACCCCAUCAUAUACUGUUAUAUGAACGCGCGCUAUCGACGUGGUUUCAAACAGGCCUUAUGUUGUUUGCUGCGCAUGCGACUGGAUCCACCAUCGAGGUCAUAUCAUCGCUCUAGUAUGUGUGAUGGAGUGCCAAUGUCGGAAUUGGUGGGCCUAAAUGGUAUAACACGUAGAGGCACUACCAGCAGCUAUGGGAGUCGGUUGCAGCGAGCGCCAACCUGUUCAUCCUGCACGUCGAUCAGACGAGGCACCUUAGCAGUCGGGAAUAGCAUCGGUGGUCCAACACUUCGAGUCUCCAAUAACCCACCAGUUCGAGCGGUUUCUGUUCGCACACAUUUCAAUUAAUCUAGUCAUGGAAGACUUAAUCAUAAUUAACAUAAUAAAUCAUCUAGUCUUAGAAAGUCAGUAAUGGUGGUCAAUGACCCUAUUGCUAGAAAUAUAUCGUAUCAGGUCGAUCUCUAUGGGAUCUCCCCGAGCAAUCGUUGUGAUUAAUUCCUAGCGAAUUAUUAAUAGCUAGAUUCAUCCUCACCUAUUGUCCCUUACUGGUUUCCCAUCAGCGUAUGUCAAUAGCGCAGAGAGAGUUAUCAU
Molecule: messenger RNA, 1927 nt
Organism: Galleria mellonella (greater wax moth)
Lineage: Eukaryota; Metazoa; Arthropoda; Insecta; Lepidoptera; Pyralidae
Gene: NGR-A19
Product: RYamide receptor-like
Exons: 7
Coding region: 323-1684 (453 amino acids)
Biological process (GO): neuropeptide signaling pathway
Cellular component (GO): membrane
Molecular function (GO): neuropeptide Y receptor activity
Source: RefSeq, a predicted model, not a curated record